This is a messenger RNA of Cyphellophora attinorum, 5511 nucleotides long. Its product is annotated as Nucleoporin. Lineage: Eukaryota; Fungi; Ascomycota; Eurotiomycetes; Chaetothyriales; Cyphellophoraceae. Gene Ontology annotation, cellular component: nuclear pore; nuclear pore cytoplasmic filaments. Bases 1 to 5511 code for a protein of 1836 amino acids. Gene Ontology annotation, biological process: post-transcriptional tethering of RNA polymerase II gene DNA at nuclear periphery; protein import into nucleus; RNA export from nucleus. The transcript has 4 exons. The record is from RefSeq and is a predicted model, not a curated record. Gene Ontology annotation, molecular function: structural constituent of nuclear pore.
AUGGCGUUUGGCGGAGGGUCUAGCUUUUCCUUUGGGUCGAACAAUAAUCAAGGCACUGGCUUCAGCGGCUUCGGAAACAACAAUAAUAAUAGCACACCAAGCGCUUUCGGAUCUACCAGCAAUACCGGUGGAUUCGGCUCCACGAGCACCACCAACAAUCCUUUUGCGACCAACACAGGUGGCAGUAGCACGUUCGGAUCCAACACUGGUGGAGGGUUCGGUACCAACUCGUCCGGUGGCGGCCUCUUUGGCAACAAAACCACUGGCACUAGCCUCUUUGGUUCAACGAACACAUCCUCAAACACUGGAGGUGGCCUUUUCGGCAACACUGCCAGCAACACUAGCACAGGCUUCGGAAGCUCAACUGGGGGCUUUGGUAGCAACAAUACUACAGCCUUCGGAAACAAUAACAACAAUACCUCCACGACUGGAUUUUCAGGGUUUGGCAGCACAGCCAACAAGCCUGCGUUCGGCUCUGGUUCCAGCGGAACUACUCUGUUCGGUCAAGGUGGUGCAGGCACGACUGGGGCUUUCGGCAACAGUGGUGGCACUGGCUUUGGUGGUUCGGGUACAGCGCUCGGUCAAGCCGUGGGUCCAUCUCAGGGCACAGGCAAUGUACCAUUCAAUGCAGUGAGCGAGAAAGACACAAAUGGCACUGUCAACUAUCAGAGCAUCUCAUUCAUGGAGAACUACAACAAGUACUCGCCAGAAGAAUUGAGAAUUGCCGAUUACAAUGCCGGCCGCAAGUUCGGCAACGGCGCCGGCCAGCCUGCAGGUGCUUUCGGCUCAAGCGCUUUCGGUGGUGGCGCAUUCGGGUCGAACAACACAUCGAGUGGCUUCGGGUCCAACAAUGCCACAAGCACCAACCUUUUUGGAACGAAUAACUCGUCGACUACUGGGGGCUUCGGUAGCAAUACUGGCUCGACCUUUGGCAACAAUAGUGGUGGAUUGUUCGGCCAGAACAAGCCUGCUGCUACCACAGGCGGUCUGUUCGGCAACCAGUCCUCGACCACCAACACUGGCGGCUUAUUCGGAACCAGCAACAACACUUCUAGUGGUGGUUUGUUUGGCACGAACUCGAACACUUCCACCACAGGCGGUUUCGGGUCCAACUCAGGUGGCGGAGGCUUGUUUGGCAACAAUAACAAUAACGCUCAGUCAAAGCCUGGCGGUCUCUUCGGCAACAAUUCCUCCACGACUUCAGGAACCACAGGGUUCUCGUUCGGCAACAACAAUAGCCAGCCGCAGAACAACACUACAGGUGGCGGUCUCUUCGGCAACAACAAUCAGUCAACCAGUGGUGGACUGUUCGGUAACAACAGCAACCAGCAAAAGCCAGGCGGACUUUUCGGCAAUACCUCGACGGGAGGCGGCUUCGGCUCGACCAACACCGCCCAGCCCUCAGGUGGCUUGUUUGGCACAUCGAACAAUACCACAAGCACAGGCGGCGGUCUCUUCGGCAACAACAAUGCCACGGGUAACACGUCGACAGGAGGUGGUCUUUUCGGAAACACACAAUCGAACUCCAGCAGUGGCGGACUGUUCGGCAACAAUAAUGCCAGCAAUCAGGCGAAGCCUGGUGGUCUAUUUGGUGGAAGCACUUUUGGCAAUCAGCAACAGAGCAAUACUGGAGGUGGCUUGUUCGGUAACAAUAACACCACUACCCAGACUUCUACUGGCGGUGGAUUGUUUGGUAACAAUAACAACAACAAUACUGCAAGUGGCUUCAACUUUGGGGCUAGUCAGAAUAAACCUGCUGGCUCAUCGCUAUUCGGCAACACAAGCACCACCAAUACCCAGUCUGGUGGGCUCUUCGGAUCCACCGCCAACAGUGCCUUUGGCAACUCGAUGAGUCAAUCGCAGAUGCAGCCUCAGGGCGACAUCAAGCACUCGUCUCUGCUCGACAGCAAUCCCUACGGUCAAUCAUCCAUUUGGACUGGCCUUCCAAGUCCUACAGAACAGAAUUCGAAGCCGCUGGUCACGCCGUUGACGGCCUCUCAGAGCCUGAAGGAUAGCCAGGCGAGACCGCCACCAAAUCUCCGCCUCAAUCAGUCGAGGUACAUGACCCCUCCGCGCCGUGGCUAUGGUUUCACGUACUCCACUUACGGCACACCCAACAGCGCUGCAAGCACUCCUGGAGGCAACAGCUUGAGCACAAGUAUGUAUGGCAGUCGCUUCACAGGCGGUAGCUUCGGACGCUCCAUGGGCAAGUCUGCCUCUAUCGGCAACAUGCGAUCAUACUACAGUGAAGGAGAAAGUGUCCUGGCGCCCGGCGCAUUCACUCCAAGUUCGUCGAGGUACUCGAGUGGUAGCAUCCGCCGUCUGACCAUCGAUCGAUCAAUCCGAGACGAUCUUUUCAGCCGUCCGUCUUUGCCAGGACCUAGCAACAGCUCCAAGACUGCUAGUCCUGCUCCGCCGAAACCCGCCAGCCACGCAGCCACUGCUGCCCCUGCACCCAUCGAAGCCACACCAGAAGCUGCAAGUGGCAAGCUCAAGAAGCGAGUCAGCUUCGACAAAGAUACCGCUGGCGGCCAGAACGGCGAGCUUGACUCCAACACCGGAGCCGUCGUCGUGCGUGCAGAAAGUGAGGAGGAAGCCACACCACCUGCAAGCGGUGCCGUACAGCCACCGGAAGCGCCGCGCAACAACGCGCUGGCUGCUGUCCCUGAAGAUCGAGAAUCGGAGCACGUGUCAGCUCCCAAGGGCCAGACAGACACGCGCGACCCACAACCCGGAGACUACUGGUCGAAGCCCACCGAGAAAGAGAUCCAGGCUAUGACUCGUGAUCAAGCUGCUCACUUCAAGGGAUUCACUGUCGGUCGUAAAGCCUGUGGCCAGGUCACAUUCGAUGCAGAAGUCGAUCUGAAAAGCUUACUUCCGUUGAGCGAAAAGUUCGGCAAGAUCAUCGACAUAAGCGUUCGCUCGGUUGCCGUGUAUCCAGAUUCGUCUACGAAGCCUCAGCGUGGCAAAGGCUUGAAUGUGCCGUCGACUAUCUCUAUUGAGAACUCUUGGCCCCGACGGAAAGGUAAAGGCGAAGCUGUGGGUAGCGGCCCCUCUUACGACCGACACAUUCGUCGUCUCAAGGCCAUGGAAAAUGCAGAGUUCGUCAGCUAUGAUCACAAGACUGGAGUCUGGACUUUCAGGGUUCCUCAUUACACGAGAUACGGUCUGGACUACGACGAUGACGAAGAUGAGGAGGAGGCGGAUGACUUCGAAACUAGCCAGCUCUCUGCGCCACCUGACAGCAUGAAAGCGCCUACUCAAUCUGUCAUGGAAGUCGACAGUGAUCACACUAGUGACUUUGGAGAGGACGACACGUUCCAAGGCAAACAGAUGAUGACUAUUCCCGGAGGAUAUGGCCGUCAGAGCGCAAUUCCUGUUACGGAGGACUCUAUUGUGCAGACGAUCGAGCACGACAGUCCGCAAUCCGAGCAUCCAGCAUACUCAGAGAAUGACAUGUCAGAUGAUGACGAUGGAAUGGACAUGGCCGGCUCCUACCCUGCGCCAAACGACACGGACAGUCGACCACGGCUGGUCCCUAACACUCCACGCAACCCUCUCGCCGGCAUCGAUCUCGACGAUGACUGGGCUGAGCAACUCCAGCGCACUAUUAGCCCACGCAAGCAGAAUCGGGAUGCAUUGCGGGAAGCUCAAAACAACCCUGGAGUGCUCCCUGAUGGGAAAAACGCGCCCGAUUUCAAGACAUCUAUUGAUAUCAUGAAUGCCUUGUUCGGGAACAAAAAUUCCUUCCAGGCGGGCUUCAAGCCGAAAUCCACCUACAAGGGCGAUUCUGGCCAGCCAUUGAACAUCAAGCAAUUGCUACAGUCCGCCGUUAUACGGCAGACAGACGGCAUACCAGAUAUCACGUACGCCGAGCUCCCAUUCUCUGCAUACGCUAGCGCAUUUCCGGCUGGGGAGGCCGCUGAAGCGCAAAUGUACGAACUAUUGCACGUGCUUUUCGACGACUACGAAGACAUGUUCAACGACGGUCUCACCGCUAUUCAACGAGCAGAGUACGCCGGGCGCAUCCGUAGCGACCGGCUUUCGGAAUUCUUGCGAAAGACACUCUCCGAGGCUGCAGUAUCCCAAACCACCACCAGCGAUCCUGUGAGAUCUGCACUCCAAUACCUUGCAGUUGGGGAUACCGAGCGAGCGUCCAACACCCUUCUGGAAGGCAAAAAUGUCACGCUGGCUAUGCUGGUAGCUCAGCUUCCCAACGCAGGUUCGCUGUUUCAGGGAAACGUUCGUGCUCAAAUCGAAAAAUGGCGCGAACAAAGCAUGCUUUCUGAGAUCGAGUUGGAUAUCCGGGCCAUCUACGAGUUGCUUUCGGGCAAUACCACAAUCUCCCAAGGCAAGGCUGGUCCGGUCGAGCACAAAGCCGCCACGUUCAGCAUUAGCGAGCGCUUCAACCUGGGUUGGUUGACUAUGUUCGCCGUCAAUCUGUGGUACGGUCCUCGCAAGAACGGGAACAUUGAGCACGUUAUCGAAGAUUUUGCGAACAAGCUCUCGUCUCGGCAGGAAACGUCUUCACCUCUGCUUACCGAUGGCAGCGAGGAUCCCCUCUGGGUUGCCCUGCGCUUGUAUUCUCUCUGCAACGGUCAGAAGGGAACAGACGCUGCCACUAUCGUCUUUCCCCAGGCACUGGCAGCACUCUGCCACCAAGAUCCCCUGAACAACUUUGCCCUUUUCCGUGCGCAUCACGCUAUCCUGCAUUGCCUCAAGCCGGCCAGCAAGCAAUCCGUGGUCGUCAUUGACGAGGAGCGGGAAGAGCAGCUUGUUGCGAUGGUGGCUGCAGAGUUCGAAAGCAAGGGAGAUGGUCUGGCGGCCGCGUUUGUGUUGCUGCAUCUACGGAAUCAGAACGCGAGAAUGGCGGCGCUUAAGGACGUGCUGGGGCGCAAAAUCAUGGAGCUUUUCCCGCCUACGACCUUUGAUGUAUUGACCCAGGAGCUGCACAUCCCGGGCGGCCUCUGGUAUGCUGCGGCUGCGAUUUUCGCUCGCGGUCGCGAUGCAAAUGUGGAGCUGGAGUGUUUGCUGCGGGCAGGAGACGUCAGAGGUGCUCAUGCUUGCUUUCUCGAGCGUGUCGCGCCUGCCAUGGUCGUUGACGAGGACUGGGAGGGCCUGAGGCGGGCUCUGAGCAUGUGCAGCGCCAAUGGCGCGCCGUUGGCCGGGAAUGAACACGGGGCGGCCUUUGAUGACUUCUGCAAAGUCGUUGAGGGAGGUCUUACCGGGAACGCGAAGCAAGCUGCUCUGUCACGAGCUUGCAAGGGAAUCUGCGCUCUGUACAACACGGUCUCCUACAUUGGCAGCAAGGGUGGUGCUGACGAGGGCACUGAGAUGCUGCAGCGACGCGUUGCGCUUCGGGAAAUGGCGCGUAGGAUCGCGGAUGAGUGGGAGGGUGUUGCUGGUCUGAAUGAGGUGCUCGAAUUGCCGCUCGACGGCUUCGUGAAGCGGCGUCUGGGAAUGAAGAUGGCUGCAUCGCAUUUCGCGGCGGUCAUGAAUGCGGAGGCUUAG